CGUCCAUUUAACAACAAAUGACGCUCAUAAAACCAUAACCUCCUUUCAAACGCAAUCAAAGUUGGCUUGUCAAACCUUCACAUGCUACCUUUCCUUUGAUAAUCUUUUGUCGUGAUUGUCUUAUAAGUCAUGGCAGGGCCUAAGAAGUUCAAGAAGGACAAUGAUAGUAAGAAAUGGAAGAAAAGGAAGAAGGAGGAUGAUGAUGAUUAUUAUGAUGAUGAUACAAAUGAUGGCAUGGAUGGGGAUGGAGUCCCAGAUGCAGCAAAGAAAAAUGCAGAAGCUGCAGAAGGGGCUGGUGUUUUGGAGGAUGAGUUUGGAGCUAAAGAUUAUCGUCCUCAAAUGGAUCUUAAACAGGAUCAUGGUUCUCGUCCCCUGUGGGUUGCACCAAAUGGACACAUAUUUUUGGAAUCCUUCUCACCUGUGUACAAACAUGCUCAUGAUUUUCUAAUUGCUAUAUCAGAACCUGUAUGCAGACCUGAACACAUUCAUGAGUACAAGCUGACUGCUUACUCAUUGUAUGCUGCUGUUAGUGUUGGACUGCAAACACAUGAUAUCGUAGAGUACCUGAAGCGAUUAAGUAAAACUACUGUGCCUGAGGGUAUAAUAGAAUUUAUCAAACUAUGCACACUCUCUUAUGGAAAGGUCAAAUUAGUCUUAAAACACAACCGAUAUUUUGUGGAGUCACCAUUUCCGGAAGUAUUACAGAAAAUGCUAAAAGACCCUGUUGUUCAACAAUGCCGGUUGAGGCGAUCAGCUGAGGGAGAGGGUGAAGGCGAAGAGAAUGUUGAUGCAAAUGGUUUUAUUACAGCUGUUAACGACAAGAAAAAUGUUCCACAGUUUGGUGGUGCAGCACCUGCUGGUCCCUCAAGUGAGCAGCAACCUACUGGUCCUGAUGCUUCACAAGGACAAGAGAAGGAAGGAGAACCUGUCCCAGAGGACAUCACCACAUUUUAUGAUAAAAUUGAUAAAGAAGAAGAAGAUGAGGAUGAAGCUGUCCUCAAAACUGUAUCUUUUGAAGUCAAUCAGGAAAAAAUUGAAAUUCUCCAGAAAAGAUGCAUAGAGCUAGAACAUCCACUUUUGGCUGAAUAUGAUUUUAGAAAUGAUACUGUUAAUCCUGAUAUAAACAUUGACUUGAAGCCCUCUGCAGUGCUGCGGCCUUAUCAAGAGAAGAGUUUAAGGAAAAUGUUUGGUAAUGGAAGAGCUCGGUCAGGUGUCAUUGUACUUCCCUGUGGUGCUGGAAAAAGUUUAGUGGGCGUCACAGCAUGCUGUACAGUUCGCAAGAGAGCUCUAGUAUUGUGUAACUCUGGUGUCUCUGUGGAACAAUGGAAACAGCAGUUUAAAAUGUGGUCUACUGCUGAUGAUAGUAUGAUAUGUCGCUUUACUUCUGAAGCGAAAGACAAACCAAUGGGCUGUGGCGUUCUUGUAACAACAUAUUCCAUGAUUACUCACACCCAAAAAAGGUCAUGGGAGGCAGAACAAACAAUGAAAUGGCUGCAAGAACAAGAGUGGGGAAUUAUGGUCCUAGAUGAGGUCCAUACUAUCCCUGCUAAAAUGUUCAGAAGAGUGCUCACAAUCGUACAGUCUCAUUGUAAAUUAGGGCUGACCGCAACCCUUCUGCGAGAAGAUGAUAAAAUUGCAGAUCUCAACUUCCUCAUUGGUCCAAAGUUAUAUGAAGCUAAUUGGUUAGAACUCCAGAAACGAGGAUUCAUUGCAAGAGUUCAAUGUGCUGAAGUAUGGUGUCCAAUGACACCUGAAUUCUAUAGAGAAUAUCUUUUGUGCAAAACUAGUAAAAAAUUGUUGUUGUAUGUUAUGAAUCCCAGCAAGUUCCGUGCCACUCAAUUCCUUAUAAGGUACCAUGAGAGACGUGGAGACAAAACAAUUGUCUUUUCAGAUAACGUUUUUGCCUUAAAACACUAUGCAAUUAAAAUGAACAAACCUUAUAUCCAUGGUCCCACAUCACAGAAUGAAAGAAUCCAGAUUCUUCAGAAUUUCAAAUUCAACCCUAAAGUCAACACAAUUUUUGUCAGUAAAGUUGCUGAUACCUCUUUUGACCUUCCUGAAGCCAACGUUCUAAUCCAAAUCUCUUCUCAUGGUGGCUCGAGAAGACAAGAAGCUCAGAGGCUGGGUCGAAUCCUACGAGCUAAGAAAGGUGCUAUUGCCGAAGAAUAUAAUGCAUUCUUCUACACUUUGGUGUCUCAGGAUACUCUAGAAAUGAGUUACUCUCGCAAGCGACAACGGUUCUUGAUCAAUCAAGGUUAUGCCUAUAAAGUAAUCACCCGAUUGGCUGGAAUGGAAGAUGAGUCAGAUUUGUUCUAUGGAACACGAGAAGACCAGGGUCAAUUACUGCAGCAGGUAUUGGCUGCUAAUGAUAUGGAUGCUGAAGAAGAAAGAGUUCCAGGAGAAAACCCACAGAGACCAGGCUCACGGCGGGUAGGCAAUAUGAGUUCUAUGUCAGGUGGUGAUGAUGCUGUGUAUCAUGAAUACAGGAAAGCAUAUCUUGCUUCAAUUAAACAUCCGCUUUUCAAGAAGUUCCGUUCGUAGGCAGUAUUGGAUGUGUAGGGCAAAAUUCUGUCUCCAACCAUUAUUAGGACUGACAAUUAUCAGUAAUUCCUUAUUCUCUGUUUCAUUAAUUCUUUUCCUCACAUAGUUGAAAUUUUUUUCAAAUAAACACAGACUGCAUUGUUUGAAA
Frankliniella occidentalis (western flower thrips) is the source of this 2689-nucleotide messenger RNA. It is a transcript of the gene hay, whose product is annotated as general transcription and DNA repair factor IIH helicase subunit XPB. Gene Ontology annotation, biological process: nucleotide-excision repair; transcription initiation at RNA polymerase II promoter. The record is from RefSeq and is a predicted model, not a curated record. Lineage: Eukaryota; Metazoa; Arthropoda; Insecta; Thysanoptera; Thripidae. Gene Ontology annotation, cellular component: transcription factor TFIIH holo complex; nucleotide-excision repair factor 3 complex; transcription preinitiation complex. The coding region runs from base 130 to 2541 and encodes 803 amino acids. The transcript is spliced from 17 exons. Gene Ontology annotation, molecular function: hydrolase activity; 3'-5' DNA helicase activity; ATP binding.